AUGAGAGGUAUACAAGGUGCUAUAAUCAUAACCGCAUGUUUUCAGAUAUUAAUUGGUUUCCUAGGCUUGUGGAGAAAUGUUGUAAGGUUUCUUAGUCCUCUUUCUGUUGUCCCAGUCGUAACUUUCGCUGGAAUUGGGCUCUAUCAUCUUGGUUUCCCCACGCUCGCAAAAUGUGUUGAAGUUGGGCUUCCUGAGUUGAUCAUCUUCAUUUUCAUCUCACAGUAUCUUCCUCGUUAUAUGAAAGCAAAAACACACAGAUGUGAUAGAUUUUCAUUGCUGUUCUCCGUCUCAAUUGGAUGGUUAUAUGCACUGUUUUUAACAUCAACUGGCGUGUACAACAAGAAACCACCCAACACUCAAAUUAGUUGUCGCACUGAUCGCUCUGGGCUUAUCCGUACAGCUCCUUG
Messenger RNA from Morus notabilis, 407 nucleotides. Its product is annotated as putative nucleobase-ascorbate transporter 10. The transcript is spliced from 4 exons. Gene Ontology annotation, biological process: transmembrane transport. The annotation marks the transcript as partial. The record is from RefSeq and is a predicted model, not a curated record. Gene Ontology annotation, cellular component: membrane. NCBI's taxonomy places the organism in Eukaryota, Viridiplantae, Streptophyta, Magnoliopsida, Rosales, Moraceae. Gene Ontology annotation, molecular function: transmembrane transporter activity.